Molecule: messenger RNA, 2228 nt
Organism: Heterocephalus glaber (naked mole-rat)
Lineage: Eukaryota; Metazoa; Chordata; Mammalia; Rodentia; Bathyergidae
Source: RefSeq, a predicted model, not a curated record
GGAGAGAUUUUGCUCCUGCCGGGAAGAAGACAAAAGUGAGCAGCAAUUCUGAAGGCCCAGGUCCUGAUGUCCACAUAAAAGCCAUCUCCUGGCCUGAGCGCUGUUGUUCUGAGAACAGACCCGGAGCUGGGCGGACGAGUGCGGGCAACGGGGAUCUGAGUCCAGUGUGGGAAGCGCCAGACCCGGGACUGCGCCCCUAUUCCCCCAGUAGGGGGCGCUGCGGGACAAGAAACAGCCAGGCUCCAGCGCACUCAGGACAGGGGCUCCCCAAAGCCAACGGGGGCUAUUCCCCUAAUCGGUCGAGAUGCAUCUUACCACUUCAGUCACCAACCGUCGGAGCUCACAGCCUCGGCCAGAAGCCGAGUAGAACUUCGCUCCGAAGCGCCUGGGCUUGGGAAUACACCGGGAAGCCAGGAACGAAUGGGGCGGGGCCCACAGGCUCCCGGCGCUGCGCUCGCGGACCGGAAGCGGAGCGAGAAGGAUUGGACAGAACAACGGCACCGGGACCCCCCCCUGCAGCACCGCGCGGGAGCCCUCGGUAGUGAGGAGCCCGGUGACCCUGACCCCUACCUUGGAUGGGCAAUGGUGCAAGAGGGGUCCGAGGAGCUGCAGCACCAGGCCCUGGCAGGAUGACCUCUCCCUGCCCAGGUUGGUGCUAGUCCUCCAUGACCCCAGUCACCUCUGUCCUGAGAGUCACCUGCACCCCAAUAAACUGUUCCCAGUGCUCUGCUUGCUCUGUUCUUUCCACCCAUGGGCGACUCGGCUAGGCCUGGGUCUGGGGCCCCUGUGCACCUCCCACCGCCCAUGCUCAGGGCCAGGCUGGCUGUGGCAGGGGCCGGGAUGUGGCCCAGUGGUGAGCACUGGCCCAGCCUGGCGAGGCCCUGGGUUCCAUCCCCAGCACCACAAGAACAAAAAGAUGGUGGCGGAGACUGGGGAGUGGAGGUCACAGCACAGCCAGCCACAGGCCGAGCCUCGGCAGGGCGAGGGGCAAGGCUCCUCCCCAAGGCCCCCAGAAGGAGCAGCAGGCUGCCCUGGGUUUCAGCUGAAGCUCCUGUUGGUUUCAGGCCCACACCGUGUCAUUUGUCACAGCCGCAGGACGCUCAGGCACCGCCAUGUCCUAAGCCAGGCAGGGGACACCAGGCCCUGGCCUACUUCGUGUGGCUGUCACAAAGGGCCCGAGUGCGUGGCUUCAGAGAGAAGAGGCUCCUUUCCUCACAGUCCUGGAGUCAGGCUGGGCACCGCAGGCUGUGGCGGCCUCUGCACGGAAGGUUUUGCCACGCAGAUUUCUCCCUCAGCCGUUGUCCUUCUGGGUCUCAUCUGUGAGGGCAGCCAAGGAAAUGCCACCGAAGUGACUUUCGGACUGACGUCGAUUUCCCGCCGCUCUGGAGGCCCCUCAGGCACUGCGUGUCCCUUCCUGGAAGGACAGGCCCAUACCAGGCCCCGUGACCGGUCACCCCGUCCCCGUCUGCCUUCCACCCAGGCACGGGGCCCAGCAUCGGCCUCAGUCGGGGCGCAGCGUGGGGAGUCCCCCGAGGUGUGGGGACCCGAGCAGCCUGGCUUAGACACCUUCCUGGGAGCUGGGGUUCAGCGCUGGCCAAGACAGGGUGCCAGUGGGAGGGGGAGGGGAGACGUCUCCAUCCAGCCAAGUUCGGGGCACUCCCAGGCCUCUGGGCCGCAGGGUCAUCUCUGGACACCACCAUCAGCGACUCCUCAGGCGGCGGUGCUGGGUUCUCGCCAGCCACAGCGUCCAGCGGAGGGAGCUGCGGCAGGGAGGGCGGAUCCUGGGGACAGGGACGCGGGAAAGAGCGGGGGGCAGGGCCGUGGUGGAUGGGAUCUGGUUGGCUUUCAGGGAAGAUGUCAGUCCUUGAGAACUGCCCACUGCUGCUGCUCCUCCGGAGCCCGGAGCCCGUCCUUGCCUCCUUGCUACUCGCUCAACAACUCCACCCCCCUCCCCUCCUUCCCCCCUCAGAGAUCCCAGGGCAGCCCCAGCCUCCCCUCCCUUGGUCAGCUGAGCUCUGCUUCUGCUCCUUCCUGAUUCCCCUCUUUUUUUGUGGUACCGGGGACUGAACCCAAGGUCUCCCCAUUGAGCUACAUCUCCAGCCCUUUUUCUAAUUGUUUUUAUUUUGAGACAGGGCCUCAAUAAGUUCCCCAGGCUAGGCUUGAACUUGCGAUCCUCCUGCCUCUGAGAGUGCUAGAUGAUUCCUUUAUAAUACCUCCCUGUCCCUAGU